Molecule: messenger RNA, 818 nt
Organism: Saccostrea echinata
Lineage: Eukaryota; Metazoa; Mollusca; Bivalvia; Ostreida; Ostreidae
Exons: 7
Coding region: 5-670 (221 amino acids)
Source: RefSeq, a predicted model, not a curated record
AGCUAUGGAGACUUAUUUAUGGUCCGUCCUUUUUCUUCUUAUUUACCUUGUUAGAGAAUGCCAUGGAGAUUCCUAUACAGUGACGGGACUCGUGGUUUCCUCAGUAUGCGCAGUGGCACUGUUUAUCGUCGUCAUUAUCGUCGCUAUCUUAUUCACCGUAUGGGCUGAUUUCUUGAGAAAAUACUAUAAAAAGCGAGGAAUUGAUAAGUCUCCAAGAAUAACGUACAUAAAGCAGCGCCCCCACAGCAUUAAAGGCACCAUGUCUAAAGAACAGGAAAAACAGAUGCAGCUGCAAGCCCAACAGAAACUCCGACCCAAACUCCCCAACACCUGGAGGGCUGCAACAGAACAGCAACCACCGCAACAGCAAAACGGAAAUUUGGACGGACAUUUUGGAACUUACACGACGACAGGGGAUUUCCAUUUUGGUACUGAGGAUUUCGUGGAGGAUCAGUACGCUACGGUACAAAAAUCUGCGGUUGUCAUGGAGAUGAAAGAGGACUUGGGACCGCAUUCUGUCCGUAACUACGAAAGUGUCAUGGAUUUACCCGAGGAAACUCCCGAAAGGCCAACCAAUCGGACAAGCCAACACAGCCACUUAGAGCUUAUAAACCCUUCUGAGAUGGUCGAAAUCCCUCUGCACAAAGAAGAGAAAUCCACUCAUUUCUGAUAAGAUCCGUCAGUGUCCAGGCCGGCGGCUGGGGGUGACGAAUCCAUGUUCGCUGGGCCAGUGACUUGUGUCAAACAACAUCAUUACAUGCCUAGUAUUGCCAUAAUGUCAUCCAGGGACUAUGUUCGUGUAUAUCUAAUCUGUUUGU